Molecule: messenger RNA, 2623 nt
Organism: Anastrepha obliqua
Lineage: Eukaryota; Metazoa; Arthropoda; Insecta; Diptera; Tephritidae
Gene: Cln7
Product: major facilitator superfamily domain-containing protein 8
Exons: 6
Coding region: 400-2094 (564 amino acids)
Biological process (GO): transmembrane transport
Cellular component (GO): lysosomal membrane
Molecular function (GO): transmembrane transporter activity
Source: RefSeq, a predicted model, not a curated record
CAACAGUCAGUAUACAACAGUUGAACGUGAAUACUCGUCCGUAAAAGGUGUGCCUGGGCUAACGACGGAAAAGUUAACCAAACGAUCAAACGGAUUGUUAAGUGUUUUUCUUUGUUGCUUGUGGACGUCAAGAAGACGUGAAAAGUACAAUAGCAACAACUAAAUCAAAAAGAUACCGAGCAACAUGUAAAUCCUUCUGCAAGCGAAAGUCAGUCGACCUAAAUUUUUUUGUAAAUCUAGCCGUAUGCUUCAUAUUAGUUUACUACUUACCGCAUAGUUCAAAUGUUGAUCACAAAGCUGCCUUUCACAAAUUGUUGACUGCAAGGCGACAACAACGAAUCUUCCCGAUUUUUCUUCAUGUGAAAAACAUAUCUCCUCACCAAACCACAAAUAGCAAUAAUGGGCAACUGCAGCAAUUGUUUUAGUAAAUCACAAAAACUGCCAGACGAUGUCAAUGAUGGACUCGAAACAUUGGCGGAAUAUCAGAGUCGUUGGCGUUCGGUGCGCGUUAUCUACUUCACAAUGUUCCUGAUGUCACUUGGUUUCAGUAUUAUACUUACGGGCAUAUGGCCCUACUUAAAUAAGCUAGAUCCACAUGCAGGCAAAGAGUUCAUGGGCCUCAUUGUUGCCGCUAAUCCUUUGGGUCAGAUGAUUUUCAGUCCGCUCUUCGGGUGGUGGAGCAAUAAAAUAGCUUCGAUACGCUUACCGUUACUAUGCUCCUUAGCGCUAUUCACAUUUGCAAGCGGUCUCUAUUCCGCGCUGGAAAUGCGUCCCGAUAAUGUUAAGUACUGGAUGUUGACCGCACGGUUUUUGAUCGGCGUCAGUUCGGCAAAUAUUGCUGUUUGUCGUUCGUAUUUGUCUGCUGCAACACGUCUCAGUGAACGCACGAAAGCAGUUUCGAUGGUCUCAUUAGCUCAGGUAUUGGGCUUUAUUGUGGGUCCGGGCCUACAAACUGCCGUUACGCCAUUAGGCAAUACCGGCUAUACCUUUUUCUGGGGUGCUCUGGUCUUCAACAUGUACACGGCAUGUGGUUGGAUAAAUGUUAUAAUGAGCAUCGGAAACUUUAUCAUGUUUCUGCCGGGACUAUUUGAGGAGCACAAGAUAGCCGCACGCGAAAUCAUGAUAAGGCAGGGCAAAAGUUCGGAGCGUGAAACGUGGAAGGCCAUUAAACCGGACUACGUGUCGGCGUGGACUUUAAUUAUGGCAUUCUUCGUGUUGGUCUUCAACUUUGUGCUGCUCGAAACACUCGGCACAUCGCUCACCAUGGAUCAAUUCGCAUGGAGUAAUCAUGAUGCGCUCUAUUAUAUGGGCCUACUGAUGUCAGUGGGCGCCAUUGUUGCACUCGUCACGUUUGUUGCCAUCAAUCCACUUUGCAAAAUCUUCCCCGAACAUUAUGUACUCAUCUGGGGUGGUUUUUCGUUGAUGGUACUGGGUCGCGUGCUGUACAUACCUUGGGGUGAUGGACCACCUAUUACUGCAGAAGUCUACAAUGUGACAAUACCACUUACGGGCAAUGCUACAAUAGAUCUCGGUCCGAAUGAUGAAAUUUUUCUCGGUUGUCCCAAAACUCAACCUUGGUGUGAACGUACACCGGCGUUGACGCUCACACAAUUUAUAAUCGGCUAUGCAUUCACAUCGAUUGGCUAUCCAAUUGGUGUGACGUUGAUACAAACGAUUUUCUCCAAGGUUUUGGGACCACGACCGCAAGGCGUAUGGAUGGGUCUGAUGACCGGUGCAGGGUGUUUAUCGCGUGUUUUGGGACCUGUUUUCGUUGGUGUGAUUUACACACGUUAUGGUACUUACUGGACCUUCGGUUUUACGUCGGUGAUGAUGUUCGCGGCGAUGAUAUGGUUGCUGUUAUCAAAAAAUCGUUUAAUACCACCGAACUUUGAUAAUUCGUUGGACGCUGAAAUGCAAACACCAAGUACAAACAAAGUGCCACUCCCACCUAGCGACGGCGACUACAAAGUGGUGCCACAAAAUGACGAAGUAGCGUCCGCGCUGGCAGAUAGCGUGGAAGCUUUGGAUACUGCACUUAAUACAGCUCUUUGUUCGGACAAAAAUAACAUCACUAUAGUUGUGACUGAAAAGUGAUUCGUAUACAUAUUUACUAUAUCAGAUGUACCUCCAAGUAGUUGCGAUUUUAUGUGUGCUAAGUUUAGGGUUACUAAGCAUGCAGUAGUUGUUGGUUUACAGGGCGAAGUAGGGUAGAUGAGACACAUCUGUUUAUACCAGUGGUGCCAAAUUGGUCAUACAAUUUUAUUUUACUUUUUUACUAAAUAAAACAAAAAAUGAUUUAAGUGAUGGAUUUCUUUAUUUGGACCUUUACGCGCUCCAUUGCUUGGCUGUUUUUAUAAUACAGCUGUCACAAGUGGGCAAUAUGAGUGACGUACGAAAAAUAUUAUAAAUCUUCCGAUUAGAGUGAUUAAUUUUGCGCCACCUUGUGGUAGGAAAGAAAAGACUUAAAAUGUUUGUACAUAAUAUUAAAACGAGUGUGUAUCUUAUUAAAAGUUUUCUAUACAAUAUUUAAUUAUGAAAAUAUAUUGCCAUUAUUUACUUUAAAUGUGUUUUGUAUACUUUAUACGUAUUGUACUUACAAAUAAAAAUAAAAAUUUAAAAUAAA